Messenger RNA from Symsagittifera roscoffensis, 852 nucleotides. RefSeq lists its product as uncharacterized. Gene Ontology annotation, cellular component: kinesin complex. Lineage: Eukaryota; Metazoa; Xenacoelomorpha; Acoela; Convolutidae. The record is from RefSeq and is a predicted model, not a curated record. Bases 1 to 852 code for a protein of 283 amino acids. The transcript has 2 exons. Gene Ontology annotation, molecular function: protein binding.
AUGGGGGAGCGACAUCCGGAUGUGGCCGCCUCUUACUACAACAUGGCCACUACGCACUCUGCAAUGGGCAAUCACAAAGAGGCUCUCCGUCUGCACGCGCUGAGUCUUGACAUCAGACUAGAGACGAUGGGGGAGCGACAUCCGGAUGUGGCCGCCUCUUACUACAACAUGGCCACUACGCACUCUGCAAUGGGCAAUCACAAAGAGGCUCUCCGUCUGUACACGCUGAGUCUUGACAUCAGACUAGAGACGCUGGGGCAGCGGCAUCCGAAUGUUGCCGCCUAUUACAACAACCUGGCAAACCCGCACAGAGAAUUGGGCAAUCACAAAGAGGCUCUCCGUCUGUACACGCUGAGUUUUAACAUCAGACUAGAGACACUGGGGGAGCGGCAUCCGGAUGUGGCCGCCUCUUACAACAACAUGGCAAACACGCACCAUGAAAUGGGCAAUUACAAAGAGGCUCUCAGUCUGCAUACGCUGAGUCUUGACAUUAAACUAGAGACACUGGGGCAGCGGCAUCCGGAUGUGGCCGCCUCUUACAACAACAUGGCCAACACGCACAAUGAUAUGGGCAAUCACAAAGAAGCUCUCCGUCUGUACAAGCUGAGUCUUGACAUCAGACUAGAGACGCUGGGGGAGCGGCAUCCGGAUGUGGCCGCCUCUUACAACAACAUGGGCAGCACGCACAAUGAUAUGGGCAAUCACAAAGAGGCUCUCCGUCUGUACACGCUGAGUCUUGACAUCAGACUAGAGACGCUGGGGGAGCGGCAUCCGGAUGUGGCCGCCUCUUACAACAACAUGGGCAGCACGCACAAUGAUAUGGGCAAUCACAAAGAGGCUCUCCGUCUCUAA